Schistosoma guineensis is the source of this 1952-nucleotide messenger RNA. NCBI's taxonomy places the organism in Eukaryota, Metazoa, Platyhelminthes, Trematoda, Strigeidida, Schistosomatidae. The record is from the annotation of a GenBank genome assembly.
AUGAUCAAGAAGGAUAAACCAGAAAAUUCUAAUGAAAAUUCAUUAAAUGAUGAUGAUCAGAGAAUAUAUAGAAAUUAUUCCUAUAAAACUAUCAAUUGUCUAGUGGAUCGACAUCAUGGAUGGUAUACCGAAAUGAUUCCUGUAGAUAUACAAUAUCACCAUUAUAAAAAACAUCCAUGUGAUUAUAUUGUACAAACUAAUUACAUAACAAAUAAAACCAAUGAUUCAAUUAAUAAAUCAAUGAAUAAUCCAAUACAAGAUAAUGCAAUUAAUUCAACUGGUAAAUUUAAAUUAUUCUCAAUGAUCAAUUUGUCAAAUUCUAAAAUCUUAAAAUCAUGUAAAACUGAAAAAUUUCGUAUAAAUUUAAUCUUACGAUUACGUAGUAUAUGGUCACGUUCAUCAUUGAAAUCUCAACGAAUUGAAUCGAAACAUAUUCAUAUGUCUUUUAUAAAUUAUGAUCAUAAUCAUAAUCAUAAUCAUCAUCAUUAUAAUCCCCGUCAACAUCAUCAUCAUCAUCAUCGUCAUCAUCAGAAGCAAAAGCAGUAUCAUCAUCAACAUCAACAAAAUUGUCCAUGUCAAUCUCAAUCUACUCAUGAUCCAUUGAAUAAUCCAUUAAAAGUAGAAAGAUUAGAUACAGGACAAAUGAUUGACUAUUCAAAGCAACCUAAUGAUAAUAUACAAAUAUUAUUAUCUCGGAAAUAUCAUUCUGAGAGUUGUUUAUUUUAUCCUUAUAAUAUGCAUAAUUAUAUACAUAAAUGUUCACAUAUUCAUUAUCAUUAUGAUUAUAAUCCAUGUUCAAAAUCAAUUCAUAAUCAAAUAAGGAAUGAGAACAAUAAACUUUCAUGUCAAUUAUCUAACAUAAAAUUACAAUCAUCAUAUAUUAAACAUUCUUUAACAACCGGUAAUAUAUGUUGUUUAUAUACAUUAAAUUGUGUACCAUCACUUGAAUGUAUAACUCAACCAAUAUCAUCAACAACAUCAGAGUUAAUGUCAUUGUCAUCAGCAUCAUCAUCAUCACCAUCAUCAACAUCAGCGUCAACAUCAGCAUCAUCAUCAUCAUCAUUAUCACAUCGACAACAACAAUUCAAUCAAACAGAUUAUAAAUGUUCCAAUUUACCAAGCACAUCAAUUAUGUUAAAUACAAGAAAUAAAUGGAAAUUAAUAUCACCAUUUGAAAAACUUAAAUAUCAUCCAUUCUAUAAAGAUACACAUUGUCAUUUAGGUAAAUGGAUACAACAAACCUUAACAAGUAAUGAGAUGGAUAAUAAAGAUCAAGAUAAUAAUAAUGAUAAUAAUAAUAAUAAUAAUAAUAAUAAUAAUAAUAAUAAUAAUAUGAAUUAUGAGAAUGAAUUAGACAAUGAAACCAUGAAUAAGAAUCAUUCUAAUAAUAAUAAUAAUAAUCAGUUUAUAGAUAUUACAAAUUAUCUAAAUUAUAAUAGAUUAUCGGAUACUUUCAAACAUGUACAUUUUGCUGAUGAAUCCACUUAUUCCUCUUUAACAACAUUAAAUUCAUUAUCAAGAUCAUCAUCAUUAGGUUCAUGCAAUUAUACUAAUGAUUCAUCAUCACCUAAAACAUCUUAUGCAUCAAAUCAAUCUCCUAUAGAUAGUAUAAUAAUGAAUGAUAAAUAUACAAUAAAACAUUCAUUGAAACGUACUAUAUCUAAUCCUAAAAUGAAUUCAAAUAAAAAUAAAACACCAUUAGUAACAGUGAAUUUAUUUCAUGAUGAUGGAGAAUUAUCAGAAUUACCUCUACGUGUAGUCGAUCGAUUGGAAACAGAGAAAUUUAACAGAAAAUCAUCUGAAAAUCGAAAUAGAUCAGUGAUACCACAUAACCAUUCAACAUACUAGUCUCAAUUCUUUUCUACCGGUAUCGAUGCACAUAAUAUAAACCAUGUUAUCAAGUUCAGAGAUUUCUGAUUAUUGUUACUAACGUAUACUGAUUAAACAAUGCC